Messenger RNA from Huiozyma naganishii CBS 8797, 4560 nucleotides. RefSeq names its product aminophospholipid-translocating P4-type ATPase DNF2 (gene DNF2). The transcript has a single exon. Gene Ontology annotation, cellular component: plasma membrane. The record is from RefSeq and is a predicted model, not a curated record. Gene Ontology annotation, biological process: phospholipid translocation. Lineage: Eukaryota; Fungi; Ascomycota; Saccharomycetes; Saccharomycetales; Saccharomycetaceae. Gene Ontology annotation, molecular function: magnesium ion binding; ATPase-coupled intramembrane lipid carrier activity; ATP hydrolysis activity. The coding region runs from base 1 to 4560 and encodes 1519 amino acids.
AUGGAUCGUAAGAAACCGGACCAUACAGAUGGGAACGGCACGCCGAUGUCCCCGUUUGAUGAUACGUACAAACUAGAAGCGAACCAGGAAUUUGAUCUUGGGGCCCGCGACGAUGACUUCAAGUCCGAGUCGAUAUCGAAGGGCAGCGACGGCUUAUUCGAGGAAAUGGUCGUUGAUUCAACGCAAGACCUCGGGGAGAGGCCGAAUGACGUGGUAGGGUCCUCUGACGGCUCGUUAAAGAAAUCUGCCCAUCGAACUAGGAAACUGAAGCGCGAGAAAGCCUUCAGGCAAAUGAGAGACAACUUUAAAGACGCCAUUGACGAAUUCAAGGACAAAAAAGAAUCGGAUGAUCUCAACGAAAGAGACCGGUCAGAGGAGUAUAGGACCGUUUAUUUUAACAUACCGUUGCCUCAGGAUAUGGUUGAUGAGGAUGGGGAAGCCAUCGUGAAGUACCCAAGGAAUAAAAUCAGAACAACGAAGUAUACCCCUAUUAGUUUCUUCCCCAAAAACAUCUUCCUACAGUUUAACAACUUCGCAAACAUUUACUUUUUGAUUCUGUGUAUCCUCGGUGCGUUUCAAAUCUUUGGUGUGUCUAACCCGGGACUAGCCGCUGUACCACUGAUUGUUAUUGUCAUUUUGACGUCGAUCAAAGAUGGGUUCGAGGACUCGAGAAGAACUUUGCUGGAUAUGGAAGUGAACAACACGAAAACGCAUAUUUUGACCGGUGUGGAGAAUUCUAAUGUCCCAUUUGAUAAAGUGUCUAUGUGGAGAAAGUUCAAGAAGACCAAUACAAAAAUACUGAUGAGGGUGUUCCAAUAUUUUGGCGAGCACUUCACCAGUGCUGGUAAGGAGGCGCGCCAACAUAGACUACAACAAAAGAAAAAAUUCAAAAGAGCUGGGACCGCCCUGCCAAGGUCCUCGUUGGACAGUAUGCAAAGCAUCAGAAUGUCUGGUGAUUAUUUACGUCCGUCGUUGGAUCCACAGAUUGAUAACCAGUGGAAACAGGAAAACACAGGUGCCAAUUUGGUCAACACAAAUCUACCCGUCAACGAGGACUCCAAAUUCAAAAAGAACUAUUGGAAAAAUGUCAGGGUCGGGGAUAUCAUCCGUAUCCACAACAAUGAAGAAAUCCCAGCUGAUAUUAUUUUGCUCUCCACUUCAGAUGAGGAUGGCGUCUGCUGUAUUGAAACAAAAAACUUGGAUGGGGAGACAAAUCUGAAAAUUCGUCAAGCUUUGAAAUGUACCUCCAACAUUAGAUCACCCCGGAAUAUAGCCAGAACCAAUUUCUGGGUUGAAAGUGAGGGACCUCAUGCCAACCUGUUCAACUAUCAGGGGAAUUUCAAAUGGCUUGAUCCAACUGACCGUGCCACUAAGAACGAGCCUGUGUCUAUUAAUAACGUCCUACUUCGUGGUUGCACACUCAGAAACACGAAAUGGGCGAUGGGUAUGGCCAUAUUUACAGGGGACGACACCAAAAUAAUGCUGAACUCUGGCGUGACACCAACCAAAAAAUCGCGGAUUUCGAGAGAACUAAAUCUUUCAGUUUUGAUUAACUUUAUCGUACUUUUUGUGCUUUGUUUGAUUGCAGCCAUUGUCAACAGUGUUUAUUAUCAUCGAAAACCGAAAUCGAGAGACUUUUUCGAGUUCGGGACCAUUGCAAAGACUCCAACACUGAAUGGGUUUGUUUCUUUCUGGGUUGCCUUGAUUCUAUAUCAAUCGUUGGUGCCUAUCUCCUUGUACAUUUCUGUUGAGAUUAUCAAAACCUGCCAAGCCAUUUUCAUUUACCUGGACGUAAUGCUGUACUACGAGAAGCUUGACUAUCCUUGCACUGCAAAGACGUGGAGUAUUUCUGAUGAUUUAGGGCAGGUAGAGUACAUCUUUUCGGACAAAACAGGUACAUUAACACAAAAUGUUAUGGAGUUUAAAAAGUGUACUGUCAAUGGGGUCUCGUAUGGUAGGGCAUAUACUGAGGCUUUAGCUGGCUUAAGAAAAAGACAAGGUAUUGAUGUAGAUGCAGAAGCUAAAAUUGAAAGAAGGGAGAUUGCUCACGACAGAGAAGUAAUGAUUGACGAGCUGAGUAAGAUAUCUGAUAACUCGCAAUUUUAUCCUGAUGAAUUGACUUUCAUCUCGAAGGAAUUUGCCUACGAUAUUCAAGGUACAAAUGGCGCUAUUCAACAAAAAUGUUGCGAACAUUUUAUGCUGGCCUUAGCACUCUGUCACACUGCAUUGGUAGAACAUGACCCUAAAGACAGAAACAGACUUGAAAUCAAGGCACAGUCACCUGAUGAGGCUGCUUUGGUCACCACUGCAAGAGAUGUUGGUUUUGGUUUUGUUGGGAAAACCAAAACAGGAUUGAUCGUGGAAAUGCAAGGUGUUCAAAAAGAGUUUGAGCUCUUGAACAUCUUAGAUUUCAAUUCGACGAGAAAAAGAAUGAGCUGUAUCAUCAAAAUUCCGCCAAAAACUCCAGAUGGGAAUCCUUCUGCCCUGUUGAUUUGUAAAGGUGCCGAUACAGUGAUAUAUUCGAGACUAAGCCGCAAAAGCGGUGUGAAUGACGAAACAGUUCUGGAAAAGACAGCAUUGCAUCUAGAACAGUAUGCCACCGAAGGGUUGAGAACCUUGUGUGUAGCUCAAAGAGAAUUUGACUGGGCGACGUACGAGGCUUGGAAUGAAAAAUACAAUGUUGCAGCCGCUGCUUUGUCUCACAGAGAGGAGGAGUUAGAGGCGGUUUACGAGCUCAUUGAAAAGGACAUGGUUUUACUUGGUGGUACUGCAAUUGAGGAUAAGUUGCAGGAUGGUGUUCCAAACUCCAUUGCUAUGUUAGGUAAUGCUGGUAUAAAGUUAUGGGUUUUAACUGGUGACAAAGUCGAGACAGCCAUCAAUAUUGGGUUUUCCUGUAACCUGCUUAACUCCGAAAUGCAACUUCUAGUCAUUAAAUCAGAUGGGGAGGAUGUAGCACAUUAUGGUAGUACGCCUCAAGAAAUUGUUUCUAAUUUAUUGACAGAUUAUUUGCGCGAUAAUUUUGGUUUGCAAGGUACUGAAGAAGAGAUCAAUCACGCAAAGAACGAACACAGCGUCCCUAAAGGUGAAUUUGCCGUCAUUAUCGAUGGUGAAGCUUUAAAAAUCGCCUUAGCAAAUGAUGAGGACAGGAGGAAAUUCUUGCUGCUCUGCAAAAAUUGUAAAUCUGUGCUUUGUUGUAGAGUCUCUCCGGCUCAAAAAGCUGCUGUGGUCAAACUGGUUAAGAACACAUUGGAUGUUAUGACAUUGGCCAUUGGAGAUGGUUCGAACGACGUAGCUAUGAUUCAGGCAGCCGAUGUUGGUGUUGGUAUCGCUGGUGAGGAAGGGCGCCAAGCAGUCAUGUGUUCUGAUUUUGCAAUUGGUCAGUUCAGAUAUUUGACGAGGUUGUUACUGGUGCACGGAAGAUGGUGUUAUAAAAGAUUAGCCGAGAUGAUUCCUCAAUUCUUCUACAAAAAUGUUAUUUUCACUUUUGCCUUGUUCUGGAACGGUGUCCACAACAAUUAUGACGGUUCUUACCUGUUCGAGUUCACUUACUUGACUUUCUACAACUUAGCGUUUACCUCCAUUCCUGUUAUUAUCAUGGGUGUGUUAGAUCAAGAUGUCAGUGCCAAAAUAGCUAUGGCGGUUCCAGAACUCUACAGAUCCGGAAUUCUGCGACUGGACUGGAAUCAAGGCCGGUUCGUGUGGUACAUGCUUGAUGGUCUUUAUCAAUCUGUGAUAUGCUACUUCUUUCCCUACCUGCUCUACCGUAAAAAUAACAUUGUUACGAAGAACGGGCUUGGGCUAGACCAUAGAUUCUACGUCGGGAUACCUGUCGCUGGUAUCUGUGUUAUUGCUGCUAACUGUUACCUGCUAAUGGAACAGCGCAGAUGGGAUUGCUUUAGUUGUUUCUUCAUUUUCCUCUCUGUUGUCAUCUACUUUGGAUGGACGGGUAUUUGGUCCAGUUCGUUGAACAGUUUUGAAUUCUUCAAGAGCGCGUCGCGUGUGUUCGACACGCCCGCAUAUUGGGCCGUCAUCGCUGUGGGUUCGUUUUUCUGUUUACUCCCAAGGUUCACCUACGACUGUGUCCAAAAGAUGUUGUAUCCCAGCGACGUUGACAUCAUCAGAGAGAUGUGGAGUUCAGGGAUGUUCGACCGGUACCCUGAAAACUACGAUCCAUCAGAUCCGGACCAAGAAAAGUUGGAGGCUGUGUAUUCCACUCCAUUUGGGGAUACCAGCUACGGCCACAUCGACAUUGCAUCAUCGUCAAACAAUCCUUCUACAAGUGUUGUCGACGAGGAGUACGCCAUGGGGAAUAUACCUUCGCACAAAGAAGGUCGUCUAGACAAGGGAAGUGAGAAUAGGAUGAAUGUAGGUGGGCCGCAGUUCAGAAAGAGCAUCAACGGCAAUAUGGAUGCAGGAUGGUCAGCGAUCCGAACGUCGCUCGAUCGGACCAGGAACGACAUGCUUGCCUCCAGAGAACUCGACACCAGAUUUUCGGUCGAGCGUGCAAGGGUGUCCCUGGACCUGCCCGGUCUCACCAAAGCAGAGACACUACUAAAGUAA